UGGCUUCCUUGUCCAAGUGUCCAGAUUAGCAGCCACACCUCCCUCUCCCCCCUGGCCGCUCCACUCUGCGACAUGCACCAGCUCUGCACUUCUGCGGUCUCCACCACCACCCUUCGCUGCACCGUUCCCUUCCAAAACGCCAACGUGCAACGUGCAUCACAGAUACCACUCGCAGUGACGCGGUGGCAGUACCACUGCUGUCUCAUCGUCGCCCACGCCGAGAAAUGGCGUCCCCGCUCCUCUGCCUCCUCCUCUACCUCCUCCGCCACCUCGCAGCCUGCCACGCAAGGGACACCGUCAUACCGGGCCGCCCGCUCGCCGCCAACGAGACGCUGGUCUCGGGGGGCGAUGGCAACUUCGCGCUCGGCUUCUUCACCCCGCCGGGCGCCAACAGCACCUACGUCGGCGUUUGGUACAACAAGGUCUCCGUCCGCACGGUCGUGUGGGUCGCCAACCGCGAGGCCCCGAUCGCGGGCGCCAUCGCGGACAACCCCGGCGUCACGCUCUCGGUCUCCGCCAACGGCACACUCGCCAUUGCCGCGGGCAACUCGACCGUCGUGUGGUCGGUGGCGCCGGCGGCGAAGCUGGCGAGCCCGACCGCGCAGAUCCUGGACAAUGGCAACCUGGUGCUUGCGGACGCCGGCGGCACCGUGGAGUGGGAGGGGUUCGACUACCCGACCGACACGCUGCUCCCCGAGAUGAAGCUGGGGAUCGACUACGUGAAAAAAAGGAACAGGACCCUGACGGCGUGGAAGGGCCCCUCAGACCCCUCGCCGGGCCCCGUCGUAAUGGGCAUGGACACCUCCGGCGACCCCCAGGUCUUCAUCUGGGACGGCCCCGACAAAGUCUGGCGCUCCGGCCCCUGGGACGGCGUCCAGUUUACCGGCGUGCCGGACACCGCCACCUACUCCGGCUUCUCCUUCAGCUUCAUCAACAACGCGCAGGAAGUCACGUACAGCUUCCAGGUGCACAACGUGUCGAUCAUAUCGCGGCUGGGUCUGAACAGCACGGGGAACUACGGACUGCUGCAGCGGUCGACGUGGGUGGAGGCGGCGGGGGCAUGGAACCUGUACUGGUACGCGCCCAAGGACCAGUGCGACGCGGUGUCGCCGUGCGGGCCCAACGGCGUGUGCGACACCAACAACCUGCCCGUCUGCUCCUGCCUCCGCGGCUUCACCCCCAAGACGCCCGCCGCGUGGGCGCUGCGGGACGGCCGGGACGGGUGCGUGCGGUCGACGCCUCUCGACUGCCGGAACGGCACGGACGGGUUCGUCACGGUGAGGCACGCCAAGGUGCCCGACACGGAGCGGAGCGUGGUGGACAUGUCGCUCACCCUGGCGCAGUGCCGCCAGGCGUGCCUCCGGAACUGCUCCUGCACGGCGUACGCGAGCGCCAACGUCAGCGGCGGCGCCGGCACGGGCUGCGUCAUGUGGACCACGGGGCUUACUGACCUGCGCGUGUACCCGGACUUCGGCCAGGACCUCUACGUCCGCCUCGCCGCCGCCGAUCUCGAAUUAACAAGCAAAUCAAGGAAGGCCCGCAUAAUACUCGCAGUUGGCGCCAGCAUCUCCGCGCUGGCAUUUCUUCUAGUAGUCGCUGGCCUCCUCAUUUGGGCAAGAAGGAAAAAGAUAACAAGAACAUACGGGUCAAGUAAAUGGAGUGGUUCACGCAGUACUGGUCAUCGCUACGAGGGAAGUAGUCAGGGUGAUGACCUGGAACUACCAAUAUUUGAUCUGGGGACAAUUGCAGCUGCUACUGAUGGUUUCUCAAUCAACAACAAGCUUGGCGAGGGUGGCUUUGGACCAGUAUAUAAGGGUAAACUCGAGGAUGGACAAGAAAUCGCUGUUAAAACACUUUCAAAAACAUCUGCACAAGGCCUUGAUGAGUUCAAGAAUGAGGUUGUGUUGAUAGCUAAACUCCAGCAUCGGAAUCUUGUUCGGCUUCUUGGCUGCAGCAUUAGUGGACAAGAAAGGAUGCUUGUUUAUGAAUACAUGGCAAACAAGAGCCUGGACUAUUUCCUAUUUGAAAAGCCCGAUGUUAUCCUUGAUUGGCAAGUCCGGUACCGUAUAAUAGAAGGCAUUACUCGAGGUUUACUGUACCUCCACCAGGACUCGAGAUACAGAAUCAUCCAUAGAGAUUUGAAAGCAGCUAAUGUUCUUCUAGACAAGGAGAUGACUCCAAAAAUUUCCGACUUCGGCAUGGCAAGAAUGUUUGGAAGUGAAGACACGGAAAUCAAUACCCGAAAAGUGGUUGGCACAUAUGGCUAUAUGUCUCCGGAGUAUGCAAUGGAUGGAGUCUUCUCAGUCAAGUCAGAUGUAUUCAGUUAUGGAGUAUUAUUGCUGGAAAUUGUUAGUGGUAGGAGAAACAGAGGAGUAUAUUCCUAUUCGAACCACCAAAACCUUUUAGGCCAUGCAUGGAGCUUAUGGAGCGAGGGGAAGAACUUAGAGUUAGCAGAUGAAACAAUGAAUGGAUCAUUCAACUCAGAUGAAGUACUCAAAUGCAUCAUAGUCGGACUCCUGUGUGUGCAAGAGAACCCAGAUGAUCGUCCGUUGAUGUCUCAGGUGCUUUUGAUGUUAGCUACUCCCGAUGCUGCCUCAUUGCCGACUCCUAAGCAGCCUGGCUUUGCAGCUAGGAGAGUUCUAAUGGAAACAGACACAUCGUCAACCAAGCCAGACUGCAGCAUAUUUGACAGUGCAACAAAUACUAUGUUUGAGGGUCGAUAGCAGUUAAGUUACUUAUCGAACCUGCUGGAGCAAUGUGUGUUACAGAAUAACAUUGGUGGUUUCUUCAUUAUCUCGUAUAAUUGAGCAACAGAAAAUCGUAUGCUCAUUAAAUAAGAAUAAUUCCUCCCAUGCCAUUACAAAAAUUCAAAUUCCGAGCAGCUCAAAACAUGGUUGCUUCAAUUCAGCACAAUUAAGUUGGUACUAAUCACUGACAAGUGACAAACAAUUGCAGAAAUUUAAGGAAGUGUUAUAUUUGCUAAUAUUUCAAGGCACUUCAUAGCAGUUUACUGGAGGCCUCAACUCCUUGUGACUUCUCAAAAUUAAUUAACCAGAAAGUAAGAGAUUGAAAUUGAGGAUUUUUUUCCAAUAGUAUAUUCCUUAUAGCUUUUGUUAUUUCCAAGAG
Molecule: messenger RNA, 3126 nt
Organism: Phragmites australis (common reed)
Lineage: Eukaryota; Viridiplantae; Streptophyta; Magnoliopsida; Poales; Poaceae
Product: receptor-like serine/threonine-protein kinase SD1-8
Exons: 8
Coding region: 225-2723 (832 amino acids)
Biological process (GO): protein phosphorylation; recognition of pollen
Molecular function (GO): protein serine/threonine kinase activity; ATP binding
Source: RefSeq, a predicted model, not a curated record